Phyllostomus discolor (pale spear-nosed bat) is the source of this 6731-nucleotide messenger RNA. It is a transcript of the gene SKIDA1, whose product is annotated as SKI/DACH domain containing 1. Lineage: Eukaryota; Metazoa; Chordata; Mammalia; Chiroptera; Phyllostomidae. The record is from RefSeq and is a predicted model, not a curated record. The coding region runs from base 473 to 3199 and encodes 908 amino acids. The transcript has 2 exons.
GUUUACGUAUUCUAUUCUUUGCUGCAGAAGCAAGCUGCUCCCUGGAAUUCUGACCUGCGGUAAACAGGACCCAGGCAAAAGCUGUGUUGGGGACUCUAGGACGAUCCCGCCUCCAAUCCAGCCUGGUUAAUUGUGAAAAGUGUACACAUUUCUAGCUUAUCUAUGCUUUGUUAUGGGUCUGACGUGAAACUACCUCCUCCCUAACACCACCCCCCAGCAGAGAGCCCAAAUCCACUUGAAUUGUUACAGUGUUUUGGAGCUGGAGCCUUGAACUGCUUCCUUGGUCAAAUAACUUUGUUUCUGGUUGUAAAAAGGCAUUGCAGGGGGGAAAAAAAGGAAAAUCGAGAGAAAUUCAAAACCAGGAUGCCUUGAGACACACGCAGCAUCUGGUGGAGGAUUAACAUACAUACAUGUGUAUGUAUGCGUCACGUAUAUAUUUGCUGCAAAUGGUGGGGAUCAUUUAGUGCCCGAGAUGGGAGACCUGAAGUCAGGUUUUGAAGAGGUGGAUGGCGUGAGGCUCGGCUACCUCAUCAUUAAAGGAAAGCAAAUGUUUGCCCUUUCCCAAGUCUUCACGGAUCUGCUGAAAAACAUCCCGAGGACGACCGUGCACAAGCGCAUGGAUCAUCUGAAAGUGAAAAAGCACCACUGCGAUCUGGAGGAGUUGCGGAAACUCAAGGCCAUCAACAGCAUCGCCUUCCACGCCGCCAAAUGCACUCUCAUCUCCCGGGAAGACGUAGAAGCCCUCUACACCUCGUGCAAAACCGAGCGGGUCCUCAAGACCAAGCGCAGGAGGGUCGGUCGGGCCCUGGCCACAAAGGCGCCGCCGCCAGAGCGCGCCGCUGCAGCCGCCGGCCCCCGCCCGGCUUUCUGGAAGGACCGGCACCAACUUUGGCGGGGCCUGAGCGGAGCCGCGCGGCCCCUGCCAAUCAGCGCACAGUCCCGGCUCCCGGGCGCUGCCGCCGCGCGCCCUACCGCCCAUCUACCUCAGAUUUUUAGCAAAUACCCAGGCUCGCACUACCCAGAAAUCGUGCGCUCGCCUUGCAAACCCCCUCUAAACUAUGAAACUGCCCCGCUCCAGGGAAACUACGUCGCUUUCCACUCGGACCCGGCUUAUUUUCGGAGCCUGCUGUGCAGCAAGCACCCGGCCGCCGCUGCCGCCGCCGCCGCCGCCGCCGCCGCCGCUGCCGCCGCCGCCGCAGCCGCCUACUACCAGGCAUCGGCGGCUGGGCCACAGCCCAAGGCGGCAGCGGGCGCGGGCGGCCCCGCAAGCCUGACCUACCGCUGCAAGCGCAAGCGCGGGGGCGCCAAGGACUGCCUGGUUGCACCUCCCUCCAGCGCCCGCCGCCUGCUGCUGCUGCCCAGGUCCUACAAAACCAAGGCGGCGGCGGCGGCAGCGGCGGCGGCGGCGGCCGGAGCCACUUGCCUGGAGAGGUUUCAUCUGGUUAACAGCUUCUGCCCGCCUCCCCACCACCAUCACCACCACCACCACCACCACCAUCACCACCACCACCACCACCACCACCGGGCCCAGCCGCCGCCGCAGAGUCACCACCCCCCUCAUCACCACCGGCCGCAGCCCCAUCUGGGCAGCUUUCCCGAGAGCUGCAGCAGUGACUCGGAGUCCAGUUCCUACUCGGACCACGCAGCCAACGACUCUGAUUUUGGCUCCAGUUUGUCCAGCUCCAGCAACUCUGUGUCCUCGGAGGAAGAGGAGGAGGAGGGAGAGGAGGAGGAGGAGGAAGAGGAGGAGGAGGAAGAGGAGGAGGGGGGCAGUGGGGCCACGGAUUCCAGUGAAGUCAGCUCGGAGGAGGAGGAAUCGUCCUCGGAGUCGGACUCCAGCUCCGGCUCCAGCCAAGUGUCAGUGCAGAGCAUCCGUUUCAGGCGCACCAGCUUCUGCAAGCCGCCCAGCGUACAGGCUCAGGCCAACUUCUUGUACCAUCUGGCCUCCGCCGCUGCAACCAACCCCACUGCUUUCGAGGAUACCGGCCGAUUUCCCGACCUCAAGAGUAGUGUCAAAGCCGAGUCGGCAGAGGAGUGGACUCUGCAGAGCUGGGCCUCCAAAGCGUCUCCGGUGUACUGCUCGGCCAGCCUGGGGAGUUGUUUCACAGAGAUAAGGAACGAUAGGGUAUCUGCGAUUACAUUCCCACACUCUGAAAUUUCCAGUACUGUAAAGAGAACUGACCUGACAAUUAACUGCCUGGCAGAAGGGGCCUCUUCACCUAGCCCAAAGACAAACAAUGUAUUUCCACAACAAAGACUACUCCGAGAAGCUAGGAAAUGCCUGCAAGCAACUCCUACUACACACUGUGCAGAUAACAACACAAUAGCUGCUAGGUUCUUCAAUAAUGAUUCUUCAGGAGCAGCAGCAAAUUCAGAAAAAGAUUCCAAGAUCUCCCCUUGUACUGAAUUUGCUACGGAUUUGCCCCUUUUGCAGACUAAUCCUGGGGUAGAUACAGCAACAGCAACGAAAGUGGAGAGUCCCUGCACUGACACAGGCGACGAGACACUACCACUUCUGCACAAUAUUAGAAUCAAAGUCGAAGACAGUAGUGCUAAUGAAGAAUAUGAACCUGACCUUAUUACAAAUAAGCUAAAGUGCGAGUGCAAUGAUACAAAGGGUGAGUUUUACAGUGUGACUGGAAGUAAAGAGGAGGACACCUUACUAACCACAGCCAAGGAAGGGUUUACAUGCCCUGAAAAAGAAACUCCUUCCUUAAAUCCACUGGCUCUGAGUCAGGGCCUUUCAUGCACUUUAGGUUCUCCAAAACCUGAGGAUGAGGAAUAUAAAUUUGGUGCCAGGGUGAGAAAAAACUACCGGACACUAGUCCUGGGAAAGCGAUCUGUACUUCAGCCACCUCCAGUCAAACCAAAUUUGAAAUCAGCUAGAAGUCCUCGUCCUACAGGUAAAACUGAGACACAUGAAGGAACACUGGAUGAUUUUACAGUUAUAAACAGACGCAAAAAGGUAGCCAGCAAUGUAGCAUCAGCAGUGAAAAGGCCAUUUAAUUUCAUGGCAAAUUUUCCUUGUCCACCAUCACUCAUUAUUGGGAAGGAUGGGGAUUUGUGGCCUGCAUAUUCUUUAAACACCACUAAGGAUUCCCAACCUCCUCACAAGGCCCAUCCUAUCUGGAAAUGGCAGCUGGGCGGUUCUGCAAUACCUCUUCCACCUAGUCACAAAUUCAGGAAAUUUAAUUCAUAAAAGUGUUUUUGGAAGAUAUUUUCUUGAACCGUAUUACCUUGCUUUUGUUGUAAACUGCACAGGAUGGUUUGUUCAAGUCCAUUAAUGUGUUACACCCCUUUUGGAGUCCUGGUUUAUCGCAUUUUGAAGACAGAAAUCAAAUCGGAUUACUUUUUUUUUCCAUUGCGGGUUUUUUUUUUUUUUUUUUUUUUGGAGUAGGGUGGGGGCGGGGUGGGAGAAUGGUUGGUUUACAUUCCACAGACUACUUCAGGCUAAAGACUCAAGUAAAACUCAGUUAUUACGGUAGAGCUGGAACACUUUACUGUUUCAAUGCUAAUAAUGCACCGGGUACCUCAAUUCAACUGCUACAAAUAAAUGUCAAAAGGUUGAAUAAUAAAUAUUACAAUGAGCCAUUAAGUUUAUGCACUAGAUUUCAGACCUAAAAGUGUAACUUCAUUCAGUGAAAGUUUGUUAGGCUACAUGGUUACACAGUGAAGUAGCAAGAAGUUUCUGUGAGCCCAAAAUGUUCUCUUCUGGAGUUCAUUUGUGGGGUAUCUUUCUCUUUUUCUCCCCUUAUUCCCUCUCCAAAAGUUGUUGCACUUAAUUUUUCCUUUUUUGAAUGGAAAGACUGGGGAGUCCUGAUUGAAUGCUGGUAAAAGCUGCCUCAUAUAUACUGAGUAAAAUAAAUAUGGGAUUGUAUUUUUUGUAAAGGGUGUGAUUUUACUUUUAUAGCUACUCCUUGCAAUUGGAAAAGUCCUUUUUGUGUCUCGCCCAAAGGUUUUAAAUAAGGUGACUAUUACUAUUGUCCUGCUUACCUUUGUAGUCUGAACAUGACUCCUGGAGCUUGCAAAACAAUUAAAAUAUUUAUCUUGAGAGCAGGAUAUUUUAUGGUCUGACUCCUAAUAGUGACAAAGCAUUAAAUACACACAAGAGAAGUUAAAUGGAUCAGAGUUGUAAGAAAACCCCAAAUGAAAAAAUAAUAGUUAUUUCAGGGUUCUUAGUACCAGAACUCAGGCACUUGGAUUUUACUGCAUUUUACUUUUUCUGCAUCUCUCUAAACUUCUGUUUUCAGACCAUCCUGUGUAUGGAGCAGGAGAGUUUCUACUGCAAGUGACAAUCAGAGGUGACUAUCUAUGUUUGCACUUAAAAUCAAAGUAGUUCAACAUGCAAAUGGCUAGGGUCUAGCCAUUGGUAAGGGCCAUGCUGGUGUACAAUGUUGUGAUGAUGGAAGCAGCAAAUCAAAAUUAUGGAAAUUUGCACUGUUGAAAAGCAUGCUUUAGCUUUAUUUUCAAUUAAAAACACUGUUUAAAAUUCCUGGUUCCAUACAUUUUUACUUAUUCCUGAUUGAAGAACGGUUAACAGGAAUGAAUGGUUUUCUUGACAUUUUCCUUUGUGAUGUUUUUGCCUGAAAGAAAUGCAUUUAUUGGUGUAGUGUUUUGUUGUAAUAUUAUGUGAUGAGGCCAGUCAUGUUCUGUGCAAAACACUGGUAUAUUUAUUCCUAAAUGACAACAAAACUUUGCAAACUUGUUACAAAUCAAGUGCAAAAAGUUUCAGGUUUAAGAAAGUGAAGCAGAGAUCAAUUCUAUUUUAAUGAAAAUUAAAUCUAAUAAUUUUUGGUUCACCUCUCUUAGCCUGACAAAUUAUAUAUCUCAAAUGUUUCCCAUCUGAAACCUACAAGGCUGCAUCUAUAGGUCGUAAAUCACAAAACAAAACAAAACAUCAGUGAAAUAUUUACUGUGUGAAUUUAAGUCACUAUUUCUCAUGGACAUUCAGUCUUUUUCCCUUUAACUUUUUAAUUUCUUCUCCCUUUGAAAAUUUUCUUUUGUCUAUAAAUGUUUCAGAUAGAUCUGGAUGGUCUCAGUUGUAAUUGCUGUAUAUGCUCUGUGGUUUGACUCUUAUUGUAAAAGACAGAGGCUGAGCAUACCUGCAUCCAAAUACAUUGGAUGGAGUAAACAGAUGCUUUGAACUGCCUCCAUUCCUUUCCUUCUUGAAUAUUGCCAGAUGUCCUUUUUUUAUUGGCAUGAUAGAUAUGGCCAAAGCAAAAAUUGGGGGAUGUUAUCCUUGAAUUCUUGUUUGUGUGUAAUUCCAAAGACCAGUACAAGUUACAGUUAAAGCCCUAGGAAGCUGAACAAUUGGCUUCUCAGUCUGAGUUCCUUCCUCUUUGGAAGGCAAUACAGAAUUUGGGUGCAGUGAGUUGUCCUGCAAAAUCAAUCUGUAAAAGUGUGACAUGUACACACUGGAAGUCUGUCAUUUCUAGCCUUUAAUUACUGCUAAGUCAAGAAAGUUCAAAGUAUGAUGACUACUAUAUUUAGGCUAGUACUUUCUUGUUGGUUAUGGAAUCACUGCUAUGAAAUUAUAAAUUGAGAAUAUAUUUGAAGCCUACAGACCUUGGGUGUGGGUAGACCAUGAGAUGAAAUAAGCAUACUUUAAAACAAAUAUACCCUAUGGAAUUUCUGACAUAAAAUAUCAGUUUCCAGCUUUGACACUUGGUCUCCAGCCCUCAGAGAAUCAAUAGUUUCAGUUUAUAGGAGCUGGAGAAUGAGCAGCAUGGAGGCCGAAGCAUUCCAGAGUGAUACCAUCAAAAGGAAAGAAAUUAAAUAGUCAACACAAAUUUCACCCCACAGUACUCCUACAAGCCAGCCAACCACAGCAAAACUUGAGUUGGGGCUUCUGUUGGGAAAGUGUAGCAAAGGGUAUUCAGUAACUUGCAAAUACAAGGUAUUCUUUCAAUUUCUAGUAGCCCCUUAGCUAUUUGACCAUUCUGCUGUGGGAAUUAUUCUCAGAACAGUUUAUUUCAUUUCAGUCAUCUUAUGAUUAAUGACAAUAUCUAGAUUUCCUAAAAUACUAUAACUGUCCCAUUUGUUCAGAAAGUUAAGCCUUAUCAAGAGAAAAACAAAAGUUACCUCCAUUGGCAGAUCACAUUCUUACAUUUAAAUGUUUUCAGGUGAUAGAAUAUUUUUUUAAGGUACUAUAUGGUCCCAGGGUCACUGAUUCCUGUGUCUAAAACUCAACACUCAGAGACAUGAGGAAAAUUCAGGAAAGGGCCUUUUCUCUGACUUUUUGAGGAAACACUUAUUUUGAGUCUCCUAGAAAAGUGGUUUCCUGAUAAGUCGAUGAAAUGAAGAUUUAAUUAUUCUUUAAAGAUAUGUGUGUACUCUGUCGUCCACAGCCAGGUUAUCUGCCUUUUUUGAAAAGACAGUUUGCUUUUACUCAACAAUUUACUUUUUAAAGUGGGUGUUCUUUCCUACUGGCUUGAUUACAGUGGAGUAAUCUCAAUAAUGGUUGUUUAUUUUAAAAUCAACAAGAAGGAGCCACCACUAAACAGCAAUAACAAACUAGAUGAGCUGGUGUGUGGAUUUUUAUCUUAUCUGUGUCUGAGUGACUUUAAAUGGUCUAGAAAUUCCUCAAAGUUUCAGUCCCAAGAAUGAGAAGGUUUUGCUCAUAUGAGCAUGAUAUUUUUGUUUGCAUGAAGGAAGAGAUGUAGAUUAAUUCCUCAAAAGCAUAUUUUUCUUUCAAAGAAAACAAAAAUCCUCCUGGUAAAAAAAAACCCAUU